Messenger RNA from Liolophura sinensis, 498 nucleotides. Its product is annotated as ubiquitin-fold modifier 1. Lineage: Eukaryota; Metazoa; Mollusca; Polyplacophora; Chitonida; Chitonidae. Gene Ontology annotation, biological process: protein K69-linked ufmylation. The transcript has 5 exons. Gene Ontology annotation, cellular component: cytoplasm; nucleus. Bases 43 to 300 code for a protein of 85 amino acids. The record is from RefSeq and is a predicted model, not a curated record.
CUCCACAUCCGGUAACGUGGGCACAGCCAAACAGCCGUCAACAUGUCGAAAGUAACUUUCAAGAUUACGCUGACUUCGGAUCCUAAACUUCCGUACAAAGUUCUGAGUGUUCCAGAACAAACACCUUUCACAGCUGUCUUGAAAUUUGCAGCAGAGGAAUUCAAAGUUCCCCCAGCAACAAGUGCUAUAAUAACUAAUGAUGGUAUAGGAAUUAACCCAGCUCAAAAUGCAGGAAAUGUUUUCCUGAAGCACGGGUCUGAGUUACGAUUAAUACCCAGAGAUCGAGUAGGAUUCUCCUGACCACACCCUGUUGACCUAGAAAACAACUUGUAACCUCUCAAGUCAUCACUUUAUCUCAUCCACAAGUUCAACUUAGUUCUCCUCAUGUGCAGAACGUUAAAGGAGAAGAAAAUUUAAAAAAUGGCACUUUUGGCUGAAAAGAGCACAUCUGGUGGUGCCUGCUGCGUAAUUUUGGGAUUUUUUUCUCGCCAUACACGU